This is a messenger RNA of Camponotus floridanus (Florida carpenter ant), 4026 nucleotides long. It is a transcript of the gene GABA-B-R1, whose product is annotated as gamma-aminobutyric acid type B receptor subunit 1. Gene Ontology annotation, cellular component: G protein-coupled receptor heterodimeric complex; membrane. Lineage: Eukaryota; Metazoa; Arthropoda; Insecta; Hymenoptera; Formicidae. The record is from RefSeq and is a predicted model, not a curated record. Gene Ontology annotation, biological process: gamma-aminobutyric acid signaling pathway; G protein-coupled receptor signaling pathway. Gene Ontology annotation, molecular function: G protein-coupled GABA receptor activity. The transcript has 12 exons. The coding region runs from base 631 to 3249 and encodes 872 amino acids.
GGUUGGGAAUCAAUAUGAAUACGCCCGCGAAGCGCGCUCGUCGCUGAAUUGUCCGCUUGCACGCGAGGAAUCCCGGCCACGCGAGAACCGCGCGGGAAGGUGAGAGAGAGUAUCCGUUGCGCGAGCGUCAUCUCCGCUUCCGCAGUCACGGAGGAUCGACUCGGUCGUUACCCGCCUCCCCUCUCCUCUCGAGUAUAUUUGCCGAAAGGGUGGCCCGGAUCUCGUUGUACGCGGAACUCGCGCAAUGCAACAAUACGAACGGGGGUGGUCGCGCUGAUUGACUCCGAUCCUCCUCGUCGCUUUCCGACCUUGUGGACGAAGAAUCGCAGGCGGAGGGUGCGUCGCGGAAACAUCAUCGCGGGGUAACGUGGAAGUUCCUGACUCGAGGACUUCGAGAGAAAAAAAACCGACAUCGGAAUCUUGAUUUUCGCUGGUCGAGAAGUGGAACAAGAGCGACAAAGAGUGUGACGUUCACACGGGGUAGAUUGACAAACGGUCGAACGCGCGCGUAACAGGGUCGCAAAGUCAAGAGGAAGAAAGAAAGGUAGAGAGAGAGAGAGAGAAAGGAGAGGCAGUGUUCAUUAAUCAAUUGCACGUUAAUUGGACGACGAGGUCAAUUGCAAGAGGACGAUGGCAGUGAGCGCUUUUUCGACGACAUUGCCUACCACCGAUUUUGCCACUACGUGUCCCACUACAUCCGCGCUCUGGACCGAGGCGUCGCUUCCGCCCGAAGACGAGGAGGAGAACAUCCUGCACAUCGGCGGUAUCUUCCCCAUCGCUGGCGAGGGCGGCUGGCAAGGCGGCCAGGCUUGCAUGCCAGCUGCGCACCUGGCCUUAGAGGACGUUAAUCGCGAAAAGAACUUGUUACGCGGAUAUAGACUGCACCUUCAUUCCAACGAUAGCGAGUGCGAACCCGGCCUCGGCGCAUCCGUGAUGUACAACUUACUGUACUUUCCACCCUAUAAAUUAAUGCUGUUAGCCGGUUGCAGCACGGUCUGCACCACGGUCGCCGAGGCGGCCAAGAUGUGGAAUUUAGUAGUGCUUUGUUACGGUGCAUCGUCGCCAGCAUUGUCCGACCGAAAUCGAUUCCCGACCCUCUUCAGGACGCAUCCUUCCGCCACCGUACACAAUCCCACGAGAAUCAAACUGUUGCAAAAGUUCGGCUGGUCUCGGGUAGCGAUAUUACAACAAGCCGAGGAAGUGUUCAUAUCGACCGUCGAGGAUCUAGAAGCUCGAUGUAAAGAAGCUGGGAUAGAGAUAGUCACCCGACAGAGUUUCUUGUCGGAUCCGACGGACGCGGUGAAAAAUCUCCGCCGUCAAGACGCGCGGAUAAUAGUCGGACUGUUUUACGUGGUGGCUGCUAGGAGGGUACUCUGCGAGCUCUAUCAUCAGAAGCUGUACGGCAAGACCUACGUGUGGUUCUUCAUAGGCUGGUACGAGGACGACUGGUUCGAGAUCAAUCUGGAGAAGGAGGGUAUCACCUGUACCAAGGAGCAGAUGCGACAGGCAGCGGAGGGGCACCUGACCACCGAGGCACUCAUGUGGAAUCAGAACAACGACACGACAAUCAGCGGCAUGACGGCCGAGGACUUUCGAAAGAGAUUGAACAAACAAUUGAAGGACGACGGUUACGAUAUAGACAACAAUCGAUAUCCGGAAGGAUAUCAGGAAGCUCCCCUCGCCUACGACGCGGUCUGGUCCGUCGCGUUAGCGUUUAAUAGAACCAUGGAGAGACUAAGCAAGAUGGGAAACAGCUUGAAGAACUUUACUUAUGAUAACAAAGAGAUUGCCGAUGAGAUAUACGCGGCGGUAAACUCGACCCAAUUUCUCGGUGUUUCCGGAUACGUCGCGUUCAGCUCGCAGGGCGACAGGAUCGCUUUGACACAGAUCGAACAAGUAAUCGAUGGAAAGUAUGUCAAAUUAGGAUAUUAUGACACGCAAAGCGAUAAUCUGACAUGGCGAAAUGUAGAACGAUGGAUCGGUGAGAAGGUGCCGCAAGACAGAACGAUAAUAAGAACCGUUUUAAGAACGGUGUCACUGCCCUUAUUCAUAAGUAUGGCGGCCUUGUCGGUGCUCGGUAUCAUAAUAGCUAUCGGAUUGAUCGUAUUUAACGUCUAUAAUAGACACCGGAGAGUCAUAUAUUCGUCUCAUCCCAGCGCCAACACGAUAAUGCUACUGGGAAUAAUAGGCUGCUUCUUGGCUGUGUUGUGCAUAGGGAUUGACGGUAGGUUCGUGACUCCAUGGCAGUUUGUAAUAAUCUGCCAAGCUAGAGCGUGGACGAUGUCGAUUGGCUUCACUCUUGCGUUUGGCGCCAUGUUUAGCAAAGUUUGGAGAGUCCAUCGACUCUCUACAAAAGCCAAAGCUGAUCAGGGAAAAUCAUUGACGGCUAAACAAAAAGUUUCGUCUAUACAGAAGAAGAUUGAGCCGUGGAAGCUGUACGUUAUGCUGAGUGGAUUGCUAUCGGUGGAUAUCAUCCUCCUCGUCACUUGGCAGAUGGUUGAUCCGUUGCAUAGAAGAAUCGAGACCUUCUUGUUAGAGUUUCCUCCUUACGGAGACGAGGAUGCAAUGAUCAAGCCUGAAUUAGAACAUUGCGAGAGCGAGCACAAUAGUUUGUGGCUCGGCUUGCUUUACGGCUACAAAGGCAUUGUUCUAGCUUUCGGACUCUUUCUAUCUUACGAAACGAGAAGCCUCAAAAUCAAACUGAUCAACGAUUCCAGAUACGUGGGCAUGUCAAUAUAUAAUAUUGUAGUUCUAUGUCUCAUAACGGUACCCGUGGUAAUGGUCAUCUCUAGCCAGCAAGACGCUAGUUACGCCUUCUCGGCUCUAGCUACUAACUUUUGUUGCUUUCUCAGCAUGGCGCUCAUCUUUGUGCCGAAGGUUAUCGAGGUGAUUAGGCAUCCCAAAGAUAAGUCCGAGUCGAGAUACAAUCCGGACGGCGCGGUGUCCAAGGAGGAAGAAGAAAAGUAUCAAAAAUUGCUCAAUGAAAACGAUGAGCUUCAAAAACUUAUCGCUGCGAAGGAGGAAAAGAUUCAAGUCAUCAAGCAGAAGCUGGCCGAACGCGAUGCUCUGAAGGGAACCGGCACAACGAGUCGUUGCAGGCAAGGUCAACCCAAACAAUCCUUCAUCGUUACCGAUUACCCGACUGGCGAGGGGACAUCGGACAGUGCUAUCGGUGGGGGUAUUUCCAUUUGUACAAAAUCCUCUCGCGCUUCCGCUUCUGAUGUUGAGUUUUCAGAGACGUACUUAUAAUCUCUACGCAAAUACGAGUAAAAUCAUACCAUUGUCGGACAUCUUUUCGCGCGACCGCGCGAUACAUUUGGGACCUAAAGUUUCUUUCUCAACCUCUCGGUGAUUAUCAUUACGCUUCGCUUUUAAAGCUUUAUGCUCGAAUAUAUUUCCAAUUUAUUAUUUGUCGUAAGUAUCGAUGGGUAUGUACUUUUGCGUUUCUUCAUAAUGCACUCACAGGAAAAUGUCUCGUUGCAAAUGACUGGAAUAAUAUAUCACAAUGAUGAAAUACUGAUUACAUUUGCACAAUAAGAUAAAAAAGAAAUCGAUCGAGCAAUAAGAGAGCACGUAUUUUUUUCCAUGCAAUUAGUGCACAAUAAAUUCUGUUGUGUUAUCUUUAUUGAUAUAGUUACGUACGCGGAAUAACAAAAAAUAAUUAUUAAUGAAAUAAUAACGAGAGAAAUGUUAAUGUCAUAAAUGUUAGUUCUUCGGCUAACUGUUAGAGAAUUUUUUUCAUUAGAUAAUGCGACUCUUAUAUUAAGUCGCUUUUGUAAAAAUGUACAUUACUUUCGUAGUUUUAGUGCUUAUCUUUAAAUGUUAAACACGCAAAUAUCAAUUAAAAAAUACGAAAACUAGUGACUCUUUCAUGUAAUAAACAAAUUAGUAAUUUUGCGCGAAUAUUUAAAUAAACGAGAAAUACAUGCAAUUAGAUAAAAUCAAGCCUAUGUUAUGUAAAGACAGGCCUUAUCUUUCUGACGACAUACGCAUCAUAUGAAUAUGUUAUUUUUUGUAAUUAUAUGU